UCAAACGCACCCAUUAACUUUCUUGAAUUUGUCUUGAGUCUGAGUCUAGAAUGUACCAACGUUUGGUCACUGACGACCUUCUAUCACAGUAAAACUACAAUUCCAUACAUGCCAGGUUGUACACGUCAUAACCAAUUGCAAGAACCCAAUUCCUGGCGGUAGUGCCAGAUCAACGUGGGAUAAAAAUAAAAAGCUCUGUUAGGUUUGGGAUUGGAGUUGCUGUUGGCGAUCAGGAUGAUUGACGUGCAGGCGUGGGCGGAGUACCUGGUGGAGUGGGCGGCCAAGGACCCCUACGGCUUUCUGACCACAGUCAUCCUGGCGCUUACACCCCUCUUCAUCGCCAGCGCCCUGUUGUCGUGGAAACUGGCAAAGAUGAUUGAGGUGCGCGACCGCGAACAGAAGAAGAAGCAGAAACGCCAGGAGAAUAUCGCCAAGGCCAAGAGGACCAAGAAAGACUGAGCUGUAGAGCGAGAGGAGGAAGAAUAGCUACAGUACACAGCUAUGCUCAACGCUCUCUUCACUUGCAACACCGCUCCCCCUCGCCUCCUCAACCCAGUCCAGUGCAGGACCACAGACCAUCACUCCUGUCCAGUCUAGGAAGGAUUGUAGGCCUUACAGUGCUGAGAGGGAACUGUAUAGACAGAGGAGGCUCAUUUGAUUGGGCUAUCAUCAGCGUGUAAACCAGGAUUGUCUGCGUAAUUCACAAUGUGGAGAUCCACUGUCUGAUUAUGGUGGUGUUGCAGUACUUAGCAUUCCAUUUGUAACAACCUCACUUCAAUGAUUUCAUUAACUACUUUGAUUGUUUUUCUGCAUUUUAAAUUACUUAUUAAAUAUCCGAAUAAUUUGCUUGUUUUUAUUAAAUUAAGUUCUAAAUCAAA
Messenger RNA from Coregonus clupeaformis (lake whitefish), 878 nucleotides. Its product is annotated as small integral membrane protein 15. The transcript is spliced from 2 exons. The record is from RefSeq and is a predicted model, not a curated record. Bases 235 to 459 code for a protein of 74 amino acids. NCBI's taxonomy places the organism in Eukaryota, Metazoa, Chordata, Actinopteri, Salmoniformes, Salmonidae.